Messenger RNA from Amyelois transitella, 5221 nucleotides. RefSeq names its product trehalase (gene Treh-2). The coding region runs from base 531 to 2462 and encodes 643 amino acids. Gene Ontology annotation, molecular function: alpha,alpha-trehalase activity. The record is from RefSeq and is a predicted model, not a curated record. The transcript is spliced from 15 exons. Lineage: Eukaryota; Metazoa; Arthropoda; Insecta; Lepidoptera; Pyralidae. Gene Ontology annotation, biological process: trehalose catabolic process.
CUUCAAUUCAAAAUCAAUCAAUCAAAAUCUUGAAUUUCGAAUUUUUGGCAUCGGAAAAAGUGUAAUCUUUCUCGGGUGAAUCGUGCAUCGCGAUUUAGGACAUCACCAUUUAGAAAUUUCACACUAAAUUUACAGCAACUCACCUAGACAAAUUUAAUUAUAUAAAUUUGACUCUCAGACUCAGUGUUAUUGAAAAACGAAUAAGUGCCGGAUAGUGUCGCAUCUUUCAGAUUUCGAAUUCAUUAUUCUUCGAUAUUUGAUUGUUUUUUUCUUCAGCCAGUGUUAAAUACAGAAUUUGAUUCCACCCUGGCACCCGUGCCAUCCAGAAGGUUCCCGGGUCGUAACACACCAAAAUGAUCCAGCCCUUUAGAAGGAAACUGUUAAAAAUACUCAGCACUUUUCUGAACACGUAAAAUAGAAACCACAGGACUCACACGACGACCAAAACUAUCAGUGAUACAAGUAGUUUUUAAUUAAAUUAAUUAAUUCGGUGAUAUUAGGUGUAAUUAGUGCCAUUGUGAUUUAGUGAAAUGUCCAAAAUGUGGUGUUUGAUUGGCAUCGUGCUGGUGGUGGCGGUGGGAGCUGAUAGGUCCAUGUUACCCCCUGCUUGUGAUAGUGUUAUUUACUGCCACGGGCCCUUACUGGACACGGUCCAGAUGGCAGGCCUGUACAACGACUCCAAGACCUUCGUGGACAUGAAGAUCAAGCUGUCACCCCAGAUCGCCAUGGACCACUUCAUGGAGAUGAUGAACAGGACAGAUUCCCAUCCGACGAAGGCUGACAUCCAGGAGUUCGUUAACCAGAACUUCGAGCCGGAAGGGUCGGAGUUCGAAGAAUGGAAACCCACAGACUGGAAGGAUAACCCUGCGUUUCUCGCGAAGAUAAAGGAUCCGUUGUUGCACCAGUGGGCGACGGAUCUCCACGCCUUGUGGCUCCAACUGGGCAGGAAGAUGAAGGAAGAGGUGAAGAAUAACCAGGACCUGUACUCCAUCAUCUAUGUGGACAACCCCGUCAUAGUUCCUGGUGGCAGAUUCCGGGAGUUUUACUACUGGGACUCCUACUGGAUCCUCAAGGGUCUCCUGCUAUCAGAAAUGAGGUCCACAGCGAGGGGCAUGGUGUCCAAUUUCCUGGAUAUCGUGGAAAGAAUAGGCUUCAUUCCCAACGGAGGGAGAAUAUAUUACGCUAUGAGAUCUCAACCCCCCCUCCUAAUUCCCAUGGUGAAGCUGAUCAUGGAUGACAUGGACGACAUAGAGUUCCUCAGGCGUCACAUACACACCCUGGAUCGGGAGUUCGAUUUCUGGAUCACUAACCACACGGUCGAAGUUGACCAUAAUGGGCACAAAUACAAAUUAUCGAGGUUCAUUGACCAAUCGCAAGGCCCUAGGCCAGAAAGUUACAAAGAAGACAUCGAUUGUGCAAAGCAUUUUGACUCCCGCGACAAAAAAGAGGAGUUGUAUGCGGAACUGAAGGCUGCUGCGGAGUCCGGGUGGGACUUUUCAUCGAGAUGGUUCAUACUGAACGGAACUAAUAAAGGGAACCUAACGAAUCUGAAGACCCGCUCCAUAGUGCCAGUGGAUUUGAACGCUAUAAUGUGUUCCAACGCUCAACUAAUGCACGACUUUCACGCGAGACUCCAAAACGCCGAAAAAGCGGCGUAUUACAGAGACGUCCAUGCGAGAUAUAUGGAGGCUAUUGAGAAGGUAUUAUGGCAUGAAGACGUGGGCGCGUGGUUGGAUUUCAACCUGGAGUCCGGGAGACCUCGGGACUAUUUCUAUCCCACUAACAUCGCCCCAUUGUGGACUAAGUGCUACGACCAGUCUAGAAAGGAGUAUUUUGUCAAUAGAGUUAUAAAUUAUUUGGAUAAAGUUAAGGUGGACAUUUUCGAAGGCGGCAUCCCCACCACGUUCGAGCACUCGGGAGAACAAUGGGACUACCCCAACGCUUGGCCGCCAUUACAACAUAUCUUCGUUACCGGCUUAGCCAAUACCGGCAUCCCAUCCGCGAUGAGAUUAGCCAAUGAGCUCGCUACCAAGUGGGUCCGUUCGAAUUUCGAAGUUUGGAAAGAGAAGACUGCUAUGCUUGAGAAGUAUGACGCGACAAUAUUUGGCGGUUUUGGAGGAGGCGGCGAGUACGUUGUUCAGACUGGCUUCGGCUGGACCAAUGGCGUCAUAAUGACAUUACUCAAUCAGUACGGAGAAACCAUGUCUGCAGCGGAGGAGUUCGGCACCGGGCCCGUGGACUCCGGCGCCGUGUACGGGGCACACGUCGGCGCCAGCGGGGUGGCGACUGCGGUCCUGGUCGUCUUGGCGUCAUUGGCCACCGGCGCUUUGGGGGUGAUGAUGUAUAUGAAACGAAGAGACUACGCCCCCCUGACAGGUGGCGAAGACGUCAAACUUCUCUCAAGAAAGGCCUAUACGGAGCUAAAGAGUAUGAACGGGGAAUCGAAUCCACGACAACGGUGAACCUGCUCACUACAAAACCCAAAUACCUUAACAAUACCGGUAAAAUCCAGUACGAUUUAUUUUAAAAAAAUCAUUAUAUAAAUUAUUUUUAUUUUUAUUGAUUGCGAUGUAUUAAAACAAGUUCCUUAUAAUUAUGGUUAUUAUAAUUACUGUUUGUUAUAUAGUUGUCUUAUUCAUAAAAUAUUUUAUUUAUUCUAUUAAAAUAAUACAAUAGAAAAUAUACAAGUGAACUAGAAAAGUAUGAAUUCAUUUGCACGCUUGUGUUCAAAGAUUUUUUUCUUUAUAUUCCUUCGUGAUAUAUAUAUAUAUUUUUUAUAAUCACCCAGAUUUAUAUUCAUUCUAUGGCCGGUGAAAAUUUUGUGACAAGAAGGUAUUGCACUCUGUGCCCAGAAAUAAGUGAUUCGACUUUAUCAUGAUUUUUGUGCUGUGAAGUUUAAAACCUUGUACAUAAUAGCCGUAAGGAAACUUUUUUUUGCGCACAAAAAUAUUUUUCCAUAUCAGGAAUAUAAAUCAAAAAAGUAAUUAAUUUUUUUAAUAACAUUUUAAAUAUUAUCUUUGUGAUAAAGUUAGAAUUUUCCAGUUAAAUAUUGGAAUUUAGUUAAUUCGAUCUUACUUUUAGCACGAACUGAUUUGAAAAACUUAGAUUCUUUAAUAUAUUUAUUUUUAAUUCAUUUAUGAUUUAUUGAAAAUUAAGAUUAUUGAUAUUUUAUCCCUCCACUGUUUCAUGAUUUUAGUGAUGUGCCAUUACAAGGAAUAUCCAAAGCUGAAUUCACGUAUUUGAAAAAAUGUGGAGGUAUAUUAAAAUGAUAUCAUAUUCAACAUUUCAUGAAUUUAGAUAGGUUUUCAUAUGAAGGCAGUAUAAAAAAAAAUACAUUUAAUGUGAAUCCAAUGCAAAAAAGCCUAUAGUAGAAUAUAUUCGUUAAAUAAAACCACAUAUUUGAUGUUAAACGCUCAAUUACGUUUCAUUGUAAAGCAAUAUUAAUUAUACCUUUUGUGCCAACGCAGUAAAAUCAUUUUGAAGCCACAAAUUGCAUUUUAUAUACUUUUAGUCAUGCACUGGUUAUCUUCAUUCAAUAAAUGAUAAGUAGUUCAAUAUUAUUAUACUUUAAUUUUUAAGUAACAACGUCUAUUUUUAUUGUACAUCUACAAUAUUGAAGGAAAUAAAAAAGUACACAAAUCAAAAGCUGUAUGUUGGUCUAAUAAAUUAUUGGCAUUUUCGUACACUUAACAUAGAAAUGGCUUUACAAAAUAAAUAUAAAUAUUUUCAUAAUGGUCCUCAUUUAAUUCUUUUCUAAUCUUAGCUUUUUGUGUGAACACAUUUAAUUCGAUACCUAUUUAAAUGAACUAUAUAAAGAACAAACUUAAUAGUCAGUUUUAGGUAUUAGAUGAAAGUAUUAUUAGUUAAACUAUUUUUAAUUUUAGAUUUAAGUAGAAUUCUUUUUUCGAUAUAUUUAUAUCGGUUAAUGCAUUUAUGAUAAACAGUUUAUGGCUUCAAAAUGAUUUUUCUUAUACAUAUUUUAAUUGCGAAGUUAUACGAUUGCUUUUUGUAAGUUUCAGAAUUCGGUAUUUUAUAUCUAUUUCUAUUUACGUGAAAAAUAUAUUAAUCAUUAGUAUGCGUUUGACAAAUUUCGUAAUAAUACUACUUAUAAGCUUUAAAUGUGUUCAACUUGUAAUUCUACACAUCUUAAAGUUGGGCCGCCAGUAACAAAAAGUGAAAUUCUGACUCUUAAUUUGACUAAAAUGCUGUUAAAUUAAUUUGAAAUAUUAGGUUGCCAGUAUAAAUAUUAUAAUUAAUUUACUAAAAUUGGGCGACUAUGAAAAUGGACUUCUAUUUUUGUGUAUUAAAAUAAAUCUUGCAUGAUUUGUUAAUUAUUUAUUAUAGAUUAAAUGGUGCAGGCGCCAAUAGUGAAAAGAUAUAAUAAAUCAUGACAUUUUAUCAUUUAAUUUAAGAUAAAUAAAUGUUUGAAUAUUAUUUUGUUAUACUAUUUGUGAUUUUUUUAGUAUAAAAUCAUUUAUUUCAUUCGUGUAUGUGGCUUUUAGUGAGAAUUAUUUUAUAUUAUCCAUGUUUUAAGUACGAUAUGUUUGAAAUAUUAAUGGAUUUGUUUUACGUUAAUUAAGCUGAUAGCUACCUCUUUUCGUAUGCACAUUGUAACUUUGGAUAACAUUGUGAUAUAAUCGUGAAAAAAAAACAAUUUACACAGAAUAAAGAUUAUAUUUUGGACUCCUUCAAGGAUUUUGACGAAAGGCGGUAUUUGGUAGUUAUACUAUGAUUAAAAUCUUAGAACGUAUAAUAUUUUGCCGAUGAAAUCACUUCUGUCAGUGUCAUUACAUACAUAUGUCAAUUUUUUCACAUUUAGGAAAAGACACAAAUGGCAUAUAGAUUGAGUGUAAAAAUGUUCAUGUAAAUCUUUUUAUCCUACCAUCAAUAUCAAAUGACCAACACAAUUUUAUUUUACGUGAGUAGUUAUGCGCCAUUGGAAACACUAUCGCGGAAUGUUUCCGGAAAUAUUAUUUUUUUAAUUUCCAAUAGUGUCUCAUCACUACUCAUGUUUUUUUUAAGUCACUAUUCUGACACCGGAAACAAAUCCAAACAGCUUUUUUGUGAUAAUUUGUAAAUAUUUUAUUUUAGGUAAUGUUCCUAGCUUUUCUUAGACAAUUUGCAGAUUUAGGAAACGGUAUUUUUUUGUAGCAAUGGUAUGCAGUGAUGCCGUUAUUUAAUAGAAUUUAGAAUCAAUAUAAUAAAUAUGAGAUAUAAUGCA